GAGUAUUCAUUUUCUUGCAGCUACCAUGUCAAGACCUAGUGACUACGAGUAUUCUGAGGAAAAACAAUUAACACUACCCGAUUUCCACAGAAGGUAUAAAGACAACUUACCACUUUUGAUAAUCGUUACAGAGGGAUUCUAUGGUGAGACAAAGUAUGACGAUUACGCUAACGAUCAGAUAAUUCGUCUUCAUCGACCAUGUCAACAGUUAAGAGCUCUAGCCAGACUAUCAAAGGAUGCUGGAAAUCUAAGAGACGAAUUCCUAAGUAUACCAGUUGAUGGAAAAUAUAAGUUUUCUGUUGUAAAAAGUUCAAAGAAAGUGGGAAACCCACAACUUAUGGAAGAAAUACUAGCAGAAAAUAAUUUGCCAAUCCAAGUUAGAUAUGCGAGCUACAACAUAGAGCUUAGAUCUACUCUGGAAAGUAUUAAAGGCGUCAAUAUACUGAUCAUGAAGACUUACAUAGAGGAUAACAUACAAGGGAACUGUUUAGAAGAUGGUGUAAUAUCACCGAUAUCAGCACUGGUGGCUCUAUGCCCAGAUAUAUCGGUAUCCAUUAUUACUGGAUACACAAAUAAACCGCAGGAACAGUUCCAGGCUAAGCUGAGAUCAAUGGAUAUUUUUGUACAGAAGAAUAUCAAAUUUCAGGAUAACGAAGGUAGUCCAGAACUUACCAAAUUUGAAAGAGGUGCGAAAACUACGGGAACAGGAAAUGCUGUACCUCCAGAUUUACUUCCACGUGAUUACAGUCAUGGCGGUGACUACAAUGAUGUACCGCCUAAACUAAUUCCUAGACAAAAAAGUAAAAGUGUAAGUGAUGAACAAGACGACAUUUAUGAAGCCUUACCCGAACCUGAUCCUCAGUGGUUACCUCCUCGACCCCAAAAAUAUUCCGCAGAAAAAAGGCCCCCAUUACCAGCACGGCCGUAUGAUUCCUUAAGUGCAGUUGUAGAGGAUCAGAACUAUCGUGUGAUGCAUGCAGACGAAAGUGUGAAUUUAGAUUCAUCUGACAAUUAUAUGUACAUUAGUGAAACAGGUGCAUCUGACAGUGACUAUAACUCAUCCACAAACAGCUGGUCAGCUGGAUCGUCCAAGUCUUUUGUCACUGAGAAAUCUGUCCAGGAGAUACUUGGUAUUCUUAAAACACUUAACUUGUCAAAGUAUUGCAAGGAAUUCGCAGACCAACUAGUCGACGGUGCUGUUCUGCAGGAAUUAAAUGAAGAAAUAUUGAGAAAGGAUUUCAAUUUCAUGCACGUUGAAGCGGUCAGACUUAUGAAAUAUGUUAGAUCUGGUCACAUUCCCAAAUAAAGCAAACAUUCAAAGAAACUUUCAAUUCGUGUCCAUAUCUCGUAGUAUUGAUUAAGAGUUUGUCUCAUAUUUAGGCUUUAUCAUAAUUAGAAGAAAUUAUUAAUGGAGAACGUCAUUUUAACUAUCAAUAUACCAUGUAGUUCUGUUAAGCAUUAUACGAGUAUUAUAAUCGAAAAUAAUUCAAGGUUGUUGAAGACUAUUCAAGGUUAUUUGAAGCUAUUCAUGCGUGCUUCCUCUGAACAUGUUGAUUUAAAUUUUUUCGAAGGUCAUCAUACAUUUUUGUUAUAUCGAAAGAUUUGCUACAAGUGAAAACAGCCCAAUCACUUUUUUUAAAUGUGAUAAUAAAAGACUUUCAGUAGUACUGAGCUAUAAAAGACUUUCAGUAGUACUAAGCUAUAAAAGACUUUCAGUAGUACUAAGCUAUAAAAGACUUUCAGUAGUACUGAGCUAUAAAAGACUUUCAGUAGUACUAAGCUAUAAAAGAC
This is a messenger RNA of Mytilus trossulus (common blue mussel), 1791 nucleotides long. RefSeq lists its product as uncharacterized. Lineage: Eukaryota; Metazoa; Mollusca; Bivalvia; Mytilida; Mytilidae. The coding region runs from base 26 to 1306 and encodes 426 amino acids. The transcript is spliced from 5 exons. The record is from RefSeq and is a predicted model, not a curated record.